AUGCCGGGUCGAGUCGCACGAUCGAACACUGCAGCGGCACCGAAGACUGCGCGCAAUAAAAACAAGAAGCGAUCAUUCGACGCAUAUUCCGCUGCACAGAAACAGAUCACUGAAAAGCGCCUUAUCCCGAAGCAUCGACUUGGUGAAGACAUAGAUGACGAGCCGCGACAGAAGAGACGAAGGGCGGAGGAUGACGAGGAGGAAGACGAGCUAGUAGAUGUAGAGGAGGAUUUGGAUCAGAGGACUCGGAAGCCAAAGCAGCGACGUGCGACUGGCCAGGACGACAACCUCGGCUAUGGCAGCGACAGUUCAGGCAAUGAGUGGACCAUGGGUGCUAUUGCCGAGGACGACGACGAAAGCGAUCUGGACUCCGACGAGGCUUUUGGGGAGUCAGAUGACGAGUUCCAGCAAGGCUUCACUUUCCGAGGAUCCUCUAGCAAAAAAACCAAGUCGAAGAAGAAGCCUACACCCAGCGCAUCGUCGAGGAAACUAGACUUGAACGAGAGAGAGGAAAGCGAAGAUGACGAUGGCGAAAGCGAGGACGACGAAGGACUUGGGUUUGGAGACGAUGCGGUCGAUUUGGCUGCAAUGCUGGAUAAUGAAGAUGAGGAUAUGGAUGGUGGCGAGGAUGAUGACGGUGAAGAAUCGGACGACGUAAGCGCAGGAGACGAUGAAGAAUCGGAGGAAGAGUCAGAGGAAGAAGACGACGAUAUGGCCGACGAGGAGCGAGUAGCACGCAUGCGAGAUCGGAUAGAGGCUAUGAGCGGAUCGAGUCGUGAGGCUCCCGCCGUUGAACCUCUUGAAGAUGUAACCUUGGACGACUUCAUGGAGGACAUCGGUCUGGCUCCAGAGAAGACGACAACCAAGGGCAAGAAGAAGCAGGUGAAGACAGGACCGAUCGCUGCACCCCUACCCAAGCGGCAACAGGAUCGCAUUGAUCGCGAGAUUGCAACAGAGAAGGCAAAGCAAGAGCUCGAUAAGUGGCGAGACACUGUCACAAGGAAUCGCCGAGCAGAGCACUUGAGCUUUCCAUUACAAGAUCCCGCAGAUCAGGGAGUUACUUUGGGCAGAGAGAAGUUCCAGCCAGCAACACAGCAGAAGCCGCAGACUGAGCUCGAGGAGAGCAUCCAGCGGAUCAUGGAGGAGUCGGGCUUGGCUGCGAAGCAGGAUCAAGAUGGUGAUCAUCUGGGAGGCGAAGAGUCUGCAUUGCUCAAGGCGGAGGGUCUCGCGGAAAAGAAGAUGCCUGUCGAAGAGGUCAUGGCUAGGCGAGCUGAAUUGCGCAGACAGCGAGAGCUUCUGUUCAGAGAGGAGAUCAAGGCGAAGCGCAUUGCAAAGAUCAAAAGCAAGAGCUACAGACGUGUUCAUCGCAAGGAGAGAGAGCGCCAAGCUGAACAAGAGCGGCUGGAACUUGAGGGUAUGGGUAUGAGUGGAAUGGACGAGACUGCCGAAGAGCAAUUCGAUCGCAAGAGAGCAGAAGCGCGAAUGGGUACGAAGCACAAAGAUUCGAAGUGGGCGAAAACGCUCAAGCAGACCAACAGAACUGCUUGGGAUGAAGGUGCAAGAGAUGGUGUUGUUGAGCAGGCUAGGCGCAAUGAAGAGCUCAAGAAGCGCAUGGCUGGGCAAGAUGUUUCGUCUGACGAAGAUGGCAGUCUUCCGUCUGCGGACGAAGACGAAGAUGACGACGAAGCGGAUGUCCUGCGUCAACUGGCUUCGGCAAAGGACAGCGCUGCCGAGAAGAAAGGCUUGUCUGCGCUCAAGUUCAUGCGCAAUGCUGAGGAACGAAAACGAAAAGCGAACGAUGAGGACGUCGAGCGCCUUCGAAGAGAGCUCGCUGUCGCCGACGGCGAUGAAGAAGAGAGUGAUGCCGAAGGCCAAGAUCUGGGUCGUGCCAUCUUUGGACCCCAGUCGAAAGAGAACAAGCCGGUUCCGAAGGAGCAGAGGCUUGAGUUCGAGGCACCUGAAGGCUCAGAUGAGGACGAUGAUGACGAAGCCAGGAUCGUGACAGAACAGCCAAAGACUGCUGAGAAGACUACACCGAAAGGUACCCUCAAGAAAGCCAAUGCGGCUAGUGGACCUUUAGCAAAAGGUCUACUGAAAGAGGACGAGGCCAAGCAACAACCUUCCAGCGCGACGAAUGCUUGGUUGCAAGCCCCGAAGAACAAGUCAAAGAAACCAAGGUCGACCAAUGAUGAUAGCAUCAUCAUCACGAACGCAGACCCAAUAUCUCCAGCGGCGCCGAGCAAAGGCAAAGCAGCAGCCGAGCCCCAGCCUACCUCAGCAAGCACAUCAGGCAACACAUAUGGCUGGACGACCGUGACUUACAAGAACGAUGGCGACAGCGAUGCCGAGGAAGAAGAGCCAUCGAACCCUAUCCUCACCGCCAAAGAGCAACAACUCUCCAUCCAACAGCGCGCAUUCGCCGGAGACGACGUCCAAGCCGCCUUCGAAGCCGAAAAAGCCGACCAAAUCGCCUCCGAAGACGAAAAGGAAGUCUCAACCCACCUCCCCGGCUGGGGCUCCUGGACCGGCGACGGCCUGUCUCGCUCAAUCCGCAAAGCCAACAAGAAAGCCGCCCACAACCCCUUGUGGAAGACAAAGCUCGAUGGCGUCAAGCAAGCCGAUCGAAAAGAUGCUAGGCUGGCCAAUGUCAUCGUCAGUGAGAAGGCGGAUCGUAAGGGGAAGAAGUACCUAGCGCCGGUUCUGCCUCAUCAGUAUGAGACGAAGGAGCAGUAUGAGAGGUCGAGACGCUUGCCUAUGGGGCCUGAGUGGACUACGAAGGAGGUGCAUCAGAGGAUGACGAAGCCGAGGAUUGUGGUUAAGAAGGGGGUUAAUGUUAAGGCGCUGGAGAGGCCGAUCGCUUAG
Molecule: messenger RNA, 2862 nt
Organism: Fulvia fulva
Lineage: Eukaryota; Fungi; Ascomycota; Dothideomycetes; Mycosphaerellales; Mycosphaerellaceae
Product: U3 small nucleolar RNA-associated protein 14
Exons: 1
Coding region: 1-2862 (953 amino acids)
Biological process (GO): rRNA processing
Cellular component (GO): nucleolus; small-subunit processome
Source: RefSeq, a predicted model, not a curated record